GUAUAAAAAAGUGAUUUAAUUGAUAUCGUAUCAAUUGGAGCAACAAGGUGUUUCGUUUCCACUUUCCUUCUCCCCUUUGUUUCUGUGAAAUUUCGAGGGUUCCCGUUUGUAUCUUCGCCUCUUCGGUUGGCGUAUCAUCAAUUCAGAAUCAAUCAAUCACGCAACAAAGAUGUUUCGAGGAUUAUGGGGAUCACAAGAGCAACAACCACAUGAAGCUUCAUCCCAGCAAUCAUGGUAUUCACCAUCUAUCAUGAGUUCAUCCACUUCUUCAAGACCUGCUACACCUGCUUCCUCUUCCGCUUCACCGAGGCCGCCGUCUUCACAUGUUCCGCCAGCAGAAGCCGCCGGAACCAUUGCUUCUUUGAAGGAUAAGAGUGUUGAUGAGUUAAGGAAGCUUUUGUCUGAUAAAGAUGCGUAUCAACAGUUUCUGAAUUCGCUUGAACAGGUCAAGAUUCAAACCAAUCUGAAAGAUGAACUUGCCAAGGAAAAUAGGCAGCUGGCAGAGGAAAAUCUACAAAAGGAACCUCGCAUGAUGGAACUUAGGAAUCAGUGUAGAAUAAUUCGUACAACCGAAUUAGCUACUGCUAACGAGAAACUAAACGAGCUUGAGAAGCAGAAAGAAGAAAUGUUAAAAAUGAAUUCCCCUGCAUCCCUUCUCCAGAGGAUUCAAGAAUCUGUGAACCAGACAGAUGAGGAAUCUGAAAAUCUGCACCAGCAGCUCCUUGAUAGAGAGGUUGACCUUGCAGCUUUUUUGCAGAAAUACAAGAAGCUACGCACCACUUACCACAAGAGAACUCUUAUACAUCUUGCUGCUAAAACAUCAAAUAUAUGAGCUUUGACAUAUGGAAUAUGAAAAUAAUAAUGUAAACCAGUUUUAUGAGUUGUGUGGAUAGAGCUAUCUUUGUUUGAUUGAUCAACGUUGUACAGCUUAAAAAUUGAGAUUGUUCCCUGUAGCGACUAGUAUUCAUAAAUACAUCUCUUUUCCCUGUUGAGUAGUUA
Molecule: messenger RNA, 999 nt
Organism: Medicago truncatula (barrel medic)
Lineage: Eukaryota; Viridiplantae; Streptophyta; Magnoliopsida; Fabales; Fabaceae
Product: vacuolar protein-sorting-associated protein 37 homolog 1
Exons: 7
Coding region: 170-832 (220 amino acids)
Biological process (GO): protein targeting to membrane; protein targeting to vacuole; ubiquitin-dependent protein catabolic process via the multivesicular body sorting pathway
Cellular component (GO): ESCRT I complex
Source: RefSeq, a predicted model, not a curated record